AUGACCACCUCCACCUUCAAAGACACAAACCUCCUCACCUUUGCCCACACAAUCCCCGACCCCAACUCCUCCGCCACCGCCCUCCUCUCCCGUUGGUCAGACACCCUCGUCUCCUCCCCGCCAGCCCUCAUCGCCGUCCCAGACACAGAACAAGACGUCGUCUCGGCAAUCACAUUUGCCCGCAGCAACAACCUCGUCGUCCUCCCCGUCGCAGGCGGCCAUGGCUCCGCCGUCCCCAUCACCUCCAGGACGCUCUACCUCGACCUGAGAAACUUCAACGCCAUCGAGCUCGACAACCUCAAUGACCAAGUCGUCGUCGGAGGCGGCGUCCUCACGGGCCAACUGAUACGGCACCUCGCCGACGAGGGCUACUUCACCUCCGUCGUCAACUCAAACGCAGUCGGCGUCGUCGGCGGCCUCCUCGGCGGCGGCAACACCUCCGUCAACGGCAUCGUCGGCUGGAUGGCCGACAGCGCCGUCUCCUUCCGCAUCGUCACCGCCGCCGGAGACGUCCUCGACGUCGGCGGAUCCUCCUCCUCCUCUGAGAGCGAAGAGCGCGCCCUCUUCAACGCCCUCUGCGGCGUCGGCCACGGGCUCUGCGUCGUCCUCAGAGCCACCAUGCGCGUUUACCCCCUCAGCUCCCUCGGGCUCUCCCCUACCAGCAGCCAGGAUCCCACGCCCAGCAUCUGGAACCGCACCGUCAUCCUGCCCCUUGACGCCAUCGACUCCGCCGUCAACACUUUCCUCGCCUUCGCCCCCCCUCCCGAGCCCAUGAACAUGAUUCUCGCCUUCUCCCGUGGCCCCCCUGGCACCCCGAUGGCGGGAACCCCCAUCCUCGUCCUCACAUGCACGUACUACGGUCCAGCCAGGGAAGCCGAGGCCUCCCCCGCAGGCGCAUCCCUCCGCCGCCCGUCCCUCGUCUCAAAAGCCCUCAAGACGGACACCGUCCAGAUCCCCUUCCCCGGUGUCAACGCUUACACCGAGCCCCUCAACGCCCACGGCGGCCUGAAGACCAUGUUCGCCGCCCGCCUCGCCCGUGUCUCGCCUCAGGCCCUCAAGGACGCCUACGCACGCUACGUGGCCGAGACGGGUCGAUACCCCGACGCCUCUCGCAGCGCCGUCAUGUUCCAUAGCUCUAACCCGCGCAAGUCUACCGAGCUCGGCGCCACGCCCGAGCACGCGGGCAAAUUCCUCGAGGCUCGCAACAGAGGCAUCAAUGUCCUGGGGGUGUUGUGGUGCCAGGAGCUCGCCACCCAGGAAGCGCUCGCCGUGUUCUAUGACGAAACCCUGGCGAAGCUGCAAAAGGCCGAUGAAGAAGACGGCCUUCCCCCGAGGACCUUUCCGGGCGCGAUGAAGUUCCUCCCUGGACGCCGGGACCUGCUGUCUGAGGAGAAGCUGGCGGAGCUGGAUCGGCUACAUGCCAAGUGGAAUGGCGAUGGACUAUUCUGGAAUCCGUACAAGGCGUGA
This is a messenger RNA of Trichoderma reesei QM6a, 1467 nucleotides long. RefSeq lists its product as uncharacterized. The transcript has a single exon. The record is from RefSeq and is a predicted model, not a curated record. Gene Ontology annotation, molecular function: oxidoreductase activity; FAD binding. Lineage: Eukaryota; Fungi; Ascomycota; Sordariomycetes; Hypocreales; Hypocreaceae. Bases 1 to 1467 code for a protein of 488 amino acids.